AUGGCUUCCUUUAAGCCUCAGGAUGCCAUUGACCCGGCAGACGAACACUUGCCAGAAUCCCGCAACGAUCGCCAGGAUUCCACGGCAUCCGCGGCUAAGAUCGUUCAUAAUGCGAAAGCCGCAACAGAUAAGGAGCAGCAGAUGACCCUGUUGCAAGGCAUCAAACUUUACCCGAAAGCUGUCGCGUGGAGUGUUUUCAUCUCUACUUGCAUAGUCAUGGAAGGUUACGACAUCAGUCUGGUCAACAAUUUCUACGCUUUUGAUCAGUUCAACAGGAAGUACGGCGAGCUAACGGCAGAUGGGACAUAUGAAGUACCGGCGCGGUGGCAAGCAGGUCUGAGCAACGGUGCAUAUGUCGGAGAAAUCAUUGGGCUCUUUAUCAAUGGAUGGGCUUCGGAACGGUUCGGAUACCGCCCUACUAUGAUCGCAUGUCUCAUCUUGAUCACAGCGUGGACUGCCAUCUUUUUUACCGCACCCAACGUUCAAGCAUUACUUGCCGCCGAAAUCCUCGCCGGUAUCCCCUGGGGUGUCUUCCAAACGCUUUCGGUCACAUAUGCAUCAGAGGUCUGUCCCGUGGCUUUGCGAGGGUACCUGACAACCUAUGUCAACUUUUGCUGGGGCCUGGGUCAGCUGAUUGGUAUCGGUGUGAUCAUGGGAAUGAUUGACCGGACUGAUGAGUGGGCAUAUCGAAUCCCGUACGGCUUGCAAUGGAUGUGGCCGGGACCCCUACUCAUUGGGAUCAUGUUGGCACCUGAGUCGCAUGACCCCGAUUUCGAUCCAGACGAAACCAUAUCCAUGAUGGUUCAUACCACAGCACUCGAAGCUAAGAUUACCCGAGGUGCUAGCUACUUCGACUGCUUCAGAGGAACCGAUCUACGGCGAACGGAGAUUGUUUGCAUGGUAUGGGCAAUUCAGAACCUGAGCGGCAACUCCUUCUCCAAUUAUUCCACAUACUUCUUAAAGCAGGCUGGUUUAGCCACCAACAAAUCCUAUGCUUUUGCCAUGGGGCAAUACGGUAUAAAUAUGGUGGGCGUUUUUGGGGCAUGGUUUCUCAUGACUCUGGGAAUCGGUCGCAGAACUCUUUACCUGUACGGACUUUGCGGUCUCUGUGUCAUGUUGCUUGUCAUGGGCUUCCUAGGUCUGGUUCCAGACUCACAUAGGGACCAAUCAGCUCUCGCUACAGGCGCCAUGAUGCUGGUCUGGGCUCUGUUCUACCAAUGCACUGUUGGAACAGUUGCAUACUCCCUGGUCGCCGAACUCUCAACCCGCAGAUUGCAGAUCAAAACCGUGGUCCUUGGCCGCAAUCUCUAUAACAUUGUCGCUAUUGUGUGCGGUGUCCUGACCCCAUAUAUGCUCAAUCCAGAGGCCUGGGACUGGAGUAAUUUCGCGGGCUUCUUCUGGGGUGGAAUCUGCUUCCUGUGUGUCAUCUACACCUACUUCCGCGUUCCGGAGCCCAAGGGUCGUUCCUUUGCUGAACUGGAUCUUCUCUUUGAACGGGGUGUUAGCGCACGCAAGUUCGCUAGCACCCAAGUGGAUGUCUUCGACGAAACUAUUGAAGACCAGGUGGUGAAAGACUAUCAAACACAAAAGUCGGCCACAGCCGACGUGGCUCAAUUGGAGAAGCAAGCUGGGUCGUCAUGA
Molecule: messenger RNA, 1641 nt
Organism: Aspergillus nomiae NRRL 13137
Lineage: Eukaryota; Fungi; Ascomycota; Eurotiomycetes; Eurotiales; Aspergillaceae
Product: putative MFS alpha-glucoside transporter
Exons: 3
Coding region: 1-1641 (546 amino acids)
Biological process (GO): transmembrane transport; carbohydrate transport
Cellular component (GO): membrane
Molecular function (GO): carbohydrate:proton symporter activity
Source: RefSeq, a predicted model, not a curated record